AUGGAGAGCACAUCAUCUCCAUCCCUUAAAGUCACCGCCUUCACUUUUAUUUACAUUUUACGCACGUCUCUGCUUAAAAAAAAAAACUCGUACCAAAGCAGAGCGACAGGUAUUCACAAUAUGGCCAACUCCAACUCGAAAAGAUUGUUUGGUGUCGUAAGGAGGAAGCUUCUCCGGCGAUCUCCCAGCAGUAUCACCACCAUUCGCUCAUUUAUCCCACAAACCACUAAAGAACACAUUGCCGCCAUUAAAAUCCAAGCUUAUUUCAGAGGUCACCUGGGAAGGAGAGCAUUUAGAGCGUUGAGGAGUCUUGUGAAGCUUCAAGCGGUGGCUAGAGGAGUGCUUGUGAGGAGACAAGCUCGAAUAGCAUUACAUUGUAUGCAUGCUCUUGCUCGCUUGCAGGUUAGGGUUCGUGCUCGUCAGAUUCUCUCCCAUUAA
Raphanus sativus (radish) is the source of this 438-nucleotide messenger RNA. Its product is annotated as protein IQ-DOMAIN 20. NCBI's taxonomy places the organism in Eukaryota, Viridiplantae, Streptophyta, Magnoliopsida, Brassicales, Brassicaceae. The transcript is spliced from 2 exons. The record is from RefSeq and is a predicted model, not a curated record. Bases 1 to 438 code for a protein of 145 amino acids. Gene Ontology annotation, molecular function: protein binding.